This is a messenger RNA of Mycena citricolor, 659 nucleotides long. The record is from the annotation of a GenBank genome assembly. NCBI's taxonomy places the organism in Eukaryota, Fungi, Basidiomycota, Agaricomycetes, Agaricales, Mycenaceae.
CUCUCAUGUCCACCACCGCAAAAUUCCUCCACAGAGAGCUCAAAGCCCUUCCGCGCUUUGUUCGUCGCCAUGGGGCCGUAACGGAAACGCCUACCGCCGGGACCGUCACUCUCCCGAACCCUUUCAUGCCAUGGAAGAACCCUGCGACGGGUCGCUGGGCACCCCCGAAAUAUUCCUUGCGCCAGCAAGCAGACCUGAUCAAGCGCGCCAAGGCGACAGGCACGGCACAUCUGUUGCCGCCGAGUGUCAAGCUUGUGAGCCCGGAGCUGCUCCUGCCGACUGCGUCGACAGCAAAGAUGCCGAAAGUGAAGGGACUGCGAACGAAAGUGAAGGUUGAGUGGGACAGGCGGCCGAAGGAGCGCGUCGUUGCUGGCGCAGCGCAUGGUGCACGCCUGUACGCUGCGAAGAGGAAGAUGUUCAAAGGCAGCAGCCUCGAGCGACACCGCAAAAAGAGGGCAUGGAGAACAUGGGUCCUAUUGCACGACAUGCGGAAGCGGAUCCGCAAAUUCCGGACCAACUACGUUCACAGGAAGCCCAAUCCGCUCAAACCGACGCGUGGAACACCCAAGAAGCUUCCAUUCUAGAGUACUUGUCCGUUAUGUGGGAAAUAAAGCGUUCGAUUCAGAUUGUCCCAGUGUCACAAGCAUAUCACAAUACAG